Beta vulgaris subsp. vulgaris (sugar beet) is the source of this 2687-nucleotide messenger RNA. Its product is annotated as protein STRICTOSIDINE SYNTHASE-LIKE 10. Gene Ontology annotation, biological process: biosynthetic process. Gene Ontology annotation, molecular function: strictosidine synthase activity. The coding region runs from base 1627 to 2631 and encodes 334 amino acids. NCBI's taxonomy places the organism in Eukaryota, Viridiplantae, Streptophyta, Magnoliopsida, Caryophyllales, Amaranthaceae. The record is from RefSeq and is a predicted model, not a curated record. The transcript has 3 exons.
AUCACUAUAGUAGUUGACGGUGCAUGGGAAAAGCGCUCGCUGGCGGCCUAUGCAGCAUGGGUUGCUUAUGAUAGUGACGACCUGGCUGUGGCUUCUCAUUACCACCGAUUAUAUGCUACCUCGGCUCUCCAAGUGGAAGCAACAGCCUGUCUCCUAGCUUUGCGAUGGGCUAAUGCUAUUUCCUUUCCUUCAAUUCUAGUUAAUACUGACUCGGAGCUCCUGGUUUGUAACCUCAGAUCUCGGAAAGUUUUAGAUAUUAUGGUUCAAUGCACUCAUUCAGACUUCAAGCUCUUAGGAAGUUGUUUUGACUGCUGCAAAAUGCAGAAAGUUAGCAGGGAUGGGGUUGCACCGGCACAUCUCCUAGCGAAAGCGGCUCUACGUAACAGGUUAAUGUUCCUCGCUUCAAUGGUAGCCUUAUCUGAUUUUGUAUGUUUCCAGUUGUCACGAAAAAAAAGAGAGAUUCUUCAAUUGUUGGUCGUAGGAGGAACAUCAGAAAAUUAAGAGAAAGAGUAUUAAGAUAAGAUAGACGAUUCGAGUUGCUGUGUUAUCUUGAAAAAUCCCCUUAAGUUUAGUAUUGUCUAAAGAAGAUUUGAAGACAUAGUACUAUCGAUCCAUUGUGUCUAAUAGAAUCAAGAUGUUUGCAUAGUCAUUAGAUAUAUCGAUCAGUUGGACGAGGAGCUUUAGGACGAUUUAUGUGAGCAUUACACUCAAAUAACUCAAUUCAAUUCGAAUAUUGCACCUUUUCACAAUCAACAAUCAAAGGAAAUGGAUUUUUAUAUAUGGUUAAUCAGAGGUUGUGCAGCAUCGAGUGUCAUGGUGAAGCGUUUGGUAAUUUGCGACUAGGACAGGGGGCGCUAAUGGUGCUAUAUGAGCAGGGUGGAAGCAAAGGGGUGGGGCGCAUAGCCUAGAAUAUGGAAUUUUGUUUUUGUUUGGAGUGAUUUCCAUAAUUCAAUAUAUAUGCAGGUUACAAGCUGAUAGUCCUAAUUGCAUUAAACGUAUUAAAGAUAAAAUAUCCAUUUGCAACGUAUACCCAAAAAAUAUUUUAUUCUAUCACAAAAAAAAAUUACAUGGUUAAGCCAAUUAGGCAAUUACAACUCAAGUCGAACUACAAGUAUAACUCAACAAUUAGUCAAUCACAAGUCGGGUAAGGCUAUGAUGAGUUUCACGAGUAACAACAACCAAUUCACGAGAGUAAAUUGGUUUUUGAACUAAGUCGAGCACAGUCCUGAUCUCGAUCAACUCGCUCAAUUAACAAUCCUACAUGAUCAAACUUUUACAUUGAUAUUACGACACAAAUGGAGUCCUUUGUGUUUUUUUUAUGAAAAAAAAAAAAAGAUAGUUACUAGUCCUUUUUCAUAUGCGAGAUAGGAAUCAUGUGAUAUAAAUCCAUUAAUAACAUCCGUCCCACUCCCACACACUACAUGGUUUACUACUUCUAGUUGGGUUACUCCUGCACUCUUAUUACAAGUCCAUCUGAACGUUCAUCUAUAAAUGUUACAUACUCCCCUUGGGAACUCUUUUCUCAAUCAAUCAACCCACGACUUCAAAUACCAUACAAUUAUACAUCAUCGCAUUAGAUCUCUUGGAACUCUCACAUGCUCUCUCCCUAAAUAGUAAAUAGCAAAGAUGCAGAAAGUUAUGUUCCUCUUAUCAUUGUUAUUUCUUUCUACCAAACUCUCCCUUCAAACUCAAGCACCAUAUGAAUCUAUAUUAUAUCGACCUGUAAUUGAUCAACCUAGACUUCCAUCUCAACCUCAUGUAAGACAAUAUCAUCACCUUCCUCUUGGACUCAACGCGGUUGCACCGGAGUCUAUAGCAUUCGAUUGCCAAGGAGGUGGUCCGUACGUUGGAGUUUCCGAUGGUCGGAUACUCAAGUGGCAAGGUCCUUUACUUGGUUGGACAGUCUUUGCAGUAAUCAGUCCAUAUAGGUCGAAUUCGUGUGAUGGGCUUAACGACUCCCCAGCAGAGCAAUAUUGUGGCAGACCACUAGGCCUAAAGUUCAACAUGGUAACUAGUGAAUUAUACAUUGCUGAUUCAAGCUUUGGCUUAGUGAAGGUUGGUAGCAAUGGCGGUAUCGCAACUUCAGUUGCCACCAUUGCCGAAGGAAUCUUAUUUCGAUUUCUAAAUGCCUUGGAUAUCGACUCUGAGAGCGGUGAUGUUUACUUUACAGAUAGUAGUUCUCAUCAUCAUCGAUGGGAGUAUACAGCAAUAGAUUCAACUGAUCGAAGCGGAAGAUUGAUGAGAUAUAAUCCAAAAACAGGACGAACGAUCGUUUUGCUUAAAGGCCUAUCAUUUGCAAAUGGAGUAGCAUUAAGCAAGAACAGAGAUUUUGUUCUGGUUGCUGAAACUACAUUGCAUCGAGUGCAAAGGUAUUGGCUCACAGGUCCUGGUGCUGGAACUUCUGAGGAGUUUAUUAAACUUACUGGACAACCAGAUAACAUUAAUCGAAAUGGUAAUGGAGAUUUUUGGGUAGCACAAAAUCCAACUGGACCCAUUAGAGUUAAUGAAUCUGGAAUCAUACUGGAAAGUUUGAAUAAUAGUGAAAUAGUGGAUUGUAGUGAUGUGAUCGAAUUUAACAAUAGUUUGUGGAUAGGUUCAGUAGUUCAAUCUUAUGUUAUGUAUACUAGCUAGAUUAUUAUUCUAGUAUGAUGGUUAAUAAUAUUUUUGUUCAAAAUGGGAAAGCAUAU